Erinaceus europaeus (western European hedgehog) is the source of this 1909-nucleotide messenger RNA. RefSeq names its product zinc finger protein 346 (gene ZNF346). The transcript has 7 exons. Bases 42 to 1043 code for a protein of 333 amino acids. Gene Ontology annotation, molecular function: double-stranded RNA binding; zinc ion binding. Lineage: Eukaryota; Metazoa; Chordata; Mammalia; Eulipotyphla; Erinaceidae. The record is from RefSeq and is a predicted model, not a curated record.
CGCGAGAUCGGGGCUCUCCGCCGGUCUGGGUUUGCGGGAAGAUGGAGUGUGCCGCGGUAGGUGCCGCGGUGGACGCCAUGGAGGCAGCGGACCACGGCGGAGGGGCCCUGCCGUGCUUCAGCUCGGAGGAGCCGGAGAGCCGGGAACCGGACGGACUGCGCUUCGACCGCGAGGGGGCGCGCCGCCUGUGGGAAGCGGUGUCCGGGGCCCAGCCAAUGGGGAGGGAAGAAGUGGAACACAUGAUCCAGAAGAACCAGUGUCUCUUCACCAACACCCAGUGUAAGGUGUGCUGCGCCAUGCUCAUCUCCGAGUCCCAGAAGCUGGCACACUACCAGAGCAAAAAACAUGCCAACAAAGUGAAGAGGUACUUAUCAAUCCGUGGAAUGGAGACAUUAAAAGGGGAAAUGAAGAAGCUAGACUCAGAUCAGAAGAGCAGCAGAAGCAAAGAGAAGAACCAGUGCUGCCCCAUCUGUAACAUGACCUUUUCCUCCCCUGCCGUGGCCCAGUCGCACUACCUGGGGAAGACCCAUGCAAAGAGCUUAAAGCUGAAGCAGCAAUCCACUAAGGUGGAAGCUCUGUCGAAACGCCUUACAACCCCUUUCCUUGUGGCCUCCACCUUAGCCUUGCACCAGAAUAGAGAGGCGAUAGACCCAGACAAGUUCUGCAGCCUCUGCCAUGCGACCUUCAACGACCCUGCCAUGGCCCAUCAGCAUUACGUGGGCAAGAAGCACAGGAAACAGGAGACCAAGCUCAAGCUCAUGGCUCACUAUGGGCGGCUGGCAGACCCUGCUGUCACAGACUCGGCCGGGAAGGGCUACCCCUGCAAGACGUGUAAAAUAGUGCUGAACUCCAUAGAGCAGUACCAGGCUCACGUCAGCGGCUUCAAGCACAAGAACCAGUCACCCAAUGCAGUGGCGUCACCCCUGGGCCAGACCCCGGUGCUGCGGCAGCCUGUUCAGAGAGCGCCUAGAGGUGUUUCUGCACCCCAGUGUCCCGUGACUUGCUCUCACCCUGAUGAACACAUGGGCCAGGGAUGCCCUUGAGGGGUCAGGGGACCCACUCCUGCCCCUCCCCAUGUGGAUGGAACCUGUGGGUCAGGAUGGGGGAGCAGGGGUCUUGAGAGGACUCAGGGCCUCCCCACGGUUGUCCUUCCCUGAGGGCUGUGUCAUGAGGCCCGGGCCCACCCUCCUCUGCAAGUCGCUUUGGACCAGUCCCUGCAGCUCCAGAACUGAGCUCUCCCUAGGCUCUCGGCACCUCCAGUGGGACCUGGAAUGAUCCUGCCAGACUGUAGGCUGGGCAGGAAAGGACUUGGGGAAGGCUGUCUUGGGGAAGCCCUAGCUAGUGGGUCCCGCCCUGUGCUCAGCCAGUGUACAGGGCUCUGCCCCGUGAGGCCUCCAGUGGGAGCAAGUCUGGCAGCCCUUCCCAGCCUCCCACAGGUCCCGAAUGGUGCUAAGGAGGCCUCAAUGUGGUCAUGGGGAGCACAGCAGGGUCGGGGGGAGGGGAUGCAUAGGGAGGUCCUGUGCCCUCAGAGGCCCAAUGCUCUAGCCUCUUCCUCCCCAGCACCGAGUAUGGCCCAAGGGUUGCCUGGUGCUACUCCUCCCCUCCCACCGGGAGGCUCCAGGCCCAGGGAGAGAGAAAGGAGAGGCCUUCUCCAGCCCUCAGUGGGAGUGACGUCUCUUCCUUGUAGCUUUUAAGCAGAAAUCCUAGGAAAUGUCACCAGCAGAGGUUUCUCUGCAUUGAGUCAGAGAAGCAGCUCUCCUGGCCUCCUCCCCACCACACCCCACACUCCCCACACUCCUGUCCCUUUGUCCCUUUGCCUGUGAAAUGCCUUUACUUGUGUGUGUGGGUGUGUGCCAUGUGCUCUGUCUCUCGGUCACUGAAGCAUCUAAAUAAAGAAUUUCUGCCAGGA